Messenger RNA from Tachysurus vachellii, 5253 nucleotides. It is a transcript of the gene kcnk10a, whose product is annotated as potassium channel, subfamily K, member 10a. The transcript is spliced from 7 exons. Lineage: Eukaryota; Metazoa; Chordata; Actinopteri; Siluriformes; Bagridae. Gene Ontology annotation, biological process: potassium ion transmembrane transport; stabilization of membrane potential. Gene Ontology annotation, molecular function: potassium ion leak channel activity. The record is from RefSeq and is a predicted model, not a curated record. The coding region runs from base 236 to 1879 and encodes 547 amino acids. Gene Ontology annotation, cellular component: membrane.
UGAAGAGGAACCUGAAGAGGAACCUGAAGGAUGUAGAUGCUUUAAGAUCAACAGGAUCGUCUCCGCGUGCGCGAGAUAAAGAAGGAGCUGAAAUGUGAGUCGUGUUCAUCUGUAAUGCAACGCGGAGAUGAAGCCUCGGUGCCACAUCACGCCGAAAACACGACCAUAGAGCGUUUCGACCACGUUUAUUUAUUCUAUUCCAAUUCAUCUUAAGUCAACAAUUCGGCGAAUAAACAUGAAAUUUCCGGCGGAAAAUCAGAGGAAACCGAGCAGCAGCUGGAGUCCUCCUCCAGUGGCAGUCCAGACAAACCUUGUUCCCCCGAAAAAAGUCCAGCCCGGGAUGCUGCAGUCCAGUCUGGUCCAGGCCAGUGUGGCCACAAUGCAGAACCCAAUGGGAUGUUCACUUCCACGUCUUUCUGUUUCACGGCCUUCAAGCAUGGUAGCCAGCAUGGAGGCGCAGGCAGACGGCUCAGCACUACUGUCCGUGAUGAAGUGGAAGACGGUGCUGGCUGUGUUCGUGGUGGUGGUAAUUUACUUAGUGGCAGGUGGCUUGGCAUUUCGAGCCCUCGAGCAGCCAUUUGAAAGAAACCAGAAGGAUACGAUCACAGCUGAGAAAGCAGCGUUCCUGCAAAAACAUCCCUGUGUCACACCAGAGGAACUAGAGCUCCUCAUUAAGCACUCCAUCGAUGCAUUCAGUGCUGGAGUGAGUCCCAUAGGAGACACCACGUACAACUUCAGCUACUGGGACCUUAGUAGCGCUUUCUUCUUCGCUGGUACUGUGAUUACGACUAUAGGAUACGGGAACAUCGCUCCCAGCACAGAGGGAGGGAAAACUUUCUGCAUUUUGUACGCCAUUUUUGGUAUCCCACUCUUUGGCUUCCUGCUGGCUGGAGUCGGAGAUCAGCUCGGAACCAUCUUUGUAAAGACCAUCGCCAAAGUGGAGAAGAUGUUCAGGAACAAAAAUAAUCAAAUCAGCCAGACGAAAAUCCGGGUGGCCUCAACAUUACUCUUCAUCCUUGCUGGCUGCAUCGUCUUUGUCACAAUUCCUGCAGUUAUUUUCAAAGAAAUUGAAGAAUGGACGGCACUCGAUGCAAUUUAUUUUGUUGUUAUUACACUAACGACUGUUGGCAUCGGGGACUAUGUCGCAGGAGGAAACAGAGCAAAAGAAUAUUAUAACUGGUACAAGCCAUUGGUUUGGUUCUGGAUCCUGGUUGGUCUGGCAUACUUUGCUGCUGUACUGAGUAUGAUUGGAGACUGGCUCCGAGUCCUGUCCAAAAAGACCAAAGAGGAGGUUGGUGAGAUCAAAGCUCAUGCUGCUGAAUGGAAAGCAAACGUUCGGGCCGAAUUCAGAGAAACUAGACGUCGACUUAGUGUGGAGGUUCACGAUAAACUGCAACGUGCUGCUACGAUUCGUAACAUGGAGCGUCGACAACUUGGACUGGACCAACGUGCUCAGUCACUCGACAUCUUAUCUCAUCCUAACGAGCGACGAGCCGCAAACUUCAACAUCUUAGAUGCGGCAACCAACUUCAAGACGUCCUCGCAAGAGAGCAUCAAUGGCAAACUGAACGACAACAUCUUUAACCGAUUCGGCUCCGUCAGCAAACUGGCCAAACGAGCCAAGAACAAGGAGCUGAAGAAGAACAUCCCAGGAGAUGGACGCAAAACUGGCAGUGAGGAGAAGAAAGAGGUGGAGGAGGAAGAGCUGGAGAAGGAGGUCAACACCAGUCUGUCGGAGCUGCCAUUGUUUGUCGAGAGCCCAAAAUCACAGAACGGGUUUGUGAUGGUGCCCACAAAGACCAAAGAAGAAGAAGAGGGAGAAAAAAAGGAAGAGAUGGAAAAAAAACUUGAAGAAUUUCAUGUCGAAAUGGACGUUUAGAUGGAAGAAAUCAUCUUUGAAAAUUAAAGUGCCUUGUUUCUCAUUUAUGCUGGUGGGAAAAUGCUAACAUCACAUUUUAAUGUUGUUGAAACUUUUCACUGUGUCCUGAUAACUUGAUUUAAAAAAAAAAUUCAGACCAAUAAAUUUAAACCUGUGUUUAAAAAAGGAUCCUAACAAAGUUUCAACAACUGUAGCGAUACAAAGAGACGUUUACUGGAAGACUGAAUGCUGAUACUGAGCUCCUAACACAAAGGACUUGAAGAUUUAUAACUAAUAAAAAUUAAAAAUACAGAUGCAGAUAAAAUAAGAAAAAUAUUUAACUCAUCAGAAAAGAAUCCAUGAUAUACAUUAGGCAUGUGCCAAUAUACAAUCUGAAAUUGUGUAAUUCUUUAACCUUUUAUGACGGUUACUCGUGUUUUCAUGGUGUUAAACACUGGAUAUCUUACAUUUUGGCAUCUUCUUUACCAGUCACAUUGUUGAAGGUCCUGGUCUCAGAACCUCAUCUGUGUCACAUCAUGUGUCAGUGUCCUGCUGCUCACUCAUGAUUUUAUUGGACACAGAUUUAGAAAUCGCAGCCGCUCUGUUAAUAAACUGGUCUUCAGUAAUGUAGUUAGCUGGUUAGCGCACAGCACGCUACUACAGAAAGAUCAUAGGACAGCAACAAGUGGUGAGGUGAUUUGAUAUUAAAGAGUCAUUUUGAAUGAACUUUUAGCCACGUACAAAAACAAAUAAACACGACUUUACACAUUUCAAACAUUUGUCUGCUCGGUCCACUACAUUCACUGAAAUAAUUUCAGAUUAACAGAUUUUAGAGCUAGAUUGUCAGCUCAUAUUUCCAACAGAAAAGUUGAUUUAAGAUUGAAACACAAGCCAAAAUAUUACUAAUGUGAAGCGGAGGAAGGGGUGGAGCUUUCAUGGGAUCACAACAUAUCCAGAAUGUCAAUCAUUCCAGGUUCUCAUGUUCAUGUGCUGUUUUUUUCUUUUAUUAUUCUAAAGGAAGGCUGUUCUGCUGUAGCUCUGAAUGAAUAAUUGUAAUGGUGUGUGAAGGUCCAGAGAAUGUGAACAUGUCGGAUGUUCUGGACUUUAUAUAUCUCACUAAAGCUGAACUAGAGAAUAUACAGGAUCAAUAACUUAAUAUAAAAGAACUGAUAAUCAGCACAUGCCUAAUGUAUAAACACUGAAAGGUACUGAUUGACCAGAAGAAUGAAUUUCUGAAGUUUUUAACCAAUUGACAUAUUUGCAUGACAUUUAAUUUCUAUAAAACACACAAACUGUCCAUUUUCAUAACCAAUGAGAUCUCAGGGCUUGGAGUCCAUCCUACAUGACGAUACACACAGUCAGGAACAGAGUCUGAGCUUGAGAACUGAUCUCAAUUCUGUUUGCUUCUUUUACACCACAGCACUGCUGAGUUCUAGACUCUGAUUGGUCAGAAGGUGUUGAUUAAUUCUCUCUAACAGCUCUGACUGUAGUUUAUGUUUGUGCUAUGUUACCGUCUCUAUAGCAACAAAUCAUUCACAGGGACAUGUACAGAACAGACUUCACUAAUAGACUGAAUAAACGUGUGCAGUGACUGACACAGUGACGCAGUAUCCAGUGUGAGGACGGGUGUGUGUGUGCGUGUGUGUGCAUGCGUUUGGGUGUGUGUGUUUUGUGGUGAAGGAGUCUCCAGUGUGAGAAUAAAAAGAGACUGCUGAGUGGACGAGUGUUUAGAUCUGAGAGAAUAAAGAGAGACUGCUGAGGGGACGAGUGUUUAGAGCUGAGAGAAUAAAGAGAGACAGCUGAGGGGACGAGUGUUUAGAGCUGUGAGAAUAAAGAGAGACUGCUGAGGGGACGAGUGUUUAGAGCUGAGAGAAUAAAGAGAGACUGCUGAGGGGACGAGUGUUUAGAGCUGAGAGAAUAAAGAGAGAGUGCUGAGGGGACGAGUGUUUAGAGCUGAGAGAAUAAAGAGAGACUGCUGAGGGGACGAGUGUUUAGAGCUGAGAGAAUAAAGAGAGACAGCUGAGGGGACGAGUGUUUAGAGCUGUGAGAAUAAAGAGAGACUGCUGAAGGGACGAGUGUUUAGAGCUGAGAGAAUAAAGAGAGACUGCUGAGGGGACGAGUGUUUAGAGCUGAGAGAAUAAAGAGAGAGUGCUGAGGGGACGAGUGUUUAGAGCUGAGAGAAUAAAGAGAGACUGCUGAGGGGACGAGUGUUUAGAGCUGAGAGAAUAAAGAGAGAGUGCUGAGGGGACGAGUGUUUAGAGCUGAGAGAAUAAAGAGAGACUGCUGAGGGGACGAGUGUUUAGAGCUGAGAGAAUCUGAUGCUCCACAAUAUUACAUAAUAAAUAUAGUAAAUAAAAAUUUAUUUAAAAAAGGUUUAUCUUUAACAAACAUAAAUGAUGUGGUGUAAGAAGAAAAAAACACUUUGAGGUGAUUAAAGUAAGUCCAGUUUAUCACCACACUUUGAGUGAAUAUCUUUGAAUAACUGAUGAAAAUAAACCUCAGACUUUUGUACCUCACUGUACACUGUAUUAACUCCAACUACACCUCCAUUCAUUGCACAUAUUUUUGACAAAGAAGCGGAAUUGAAGCCAUAGUGUCAGAUAAUGUACCAGAUCAGGUCUGAUGAUGAAGAUCAUGAUGAUGAUAAUGAUGAUGCACUUUUUAGUUGGUAAACGAAUGGCCAAAAAUGAAAUGUUCCCAGUGUCCUCUUUACUCCGACAUACUCCCAGUGUUCACCUGCUGGUUAUAUACUUCUAUUACAUGCUAGCUACAUUAGCACUGUAAAUCUCCACGUCUGAACAUUAACUCCCUGUUCUGUUUCUUAACACAUCCUCAUCACACUUCACACUUUUCUGGGCUGGAAAUCUCUCUGUGUUUAUAUUUAUUUCACUAAACAGUGAUGCUGCCAUACAACAUGCCUUCUGUGUGUAAAAAUACACUAUAUUUGUGUGUGUGUGUGUGUGUGUGUGUGCGCGUCUGUAUCUGUAUGUGUGUGUGUGUGCAAGUGUGCAGAAUAUCAUGAUGUAUCGGGAAACCGAUUAUUGGCACAUGACUUUGCAAUACCUCACAAUCUCAAUCCUUCACAAAUGUGCUUGUUGCUGCGCUUUACACCUGACAUGCUCUCCUGCUCUUCCUCUCUUCUUCUUCUUCUUCUUCUUCUUCUUCUUCUUCUCAGUAGUCUAGUGUGAAUGCAGCAAAAACGACUCAAUGUUUGUCAUGAUGGUGAUGGUGAUGAUGAUGAUGCUAUGAAGAUUUUAAAAAUGUUCAAACAUUUUAAAACAAAGAAAAAAAAAUAUUUAAAGACAUGGAAACUAAAAGCAUGCCUUUUGUGCUAUGUUAUGGUAUUGAGUGUGUUCUGCUACAUGCUAAACAGGUUAAAUCAUGUUAAACGCUGA